AUGGCCACUACUAAAUCACUGCUUGCAACGCUUCUUGCAACUUGUGUCACAGCCUUUCCACAAGCCUCGUCUGCCAUUACACCAGAAGUACAGAAUCAGCUUCAAUCGAUUGGACAAGAUGCAGUCGCGGCAUUGAAAGAUUCAUCUUCGCCAUCGAAUAUCUUCGACGCCGAAUUGCAAAAAGUCGGCGUCGACGGCCUUCACGCCUUUAAACCCCCUGGUCCCUUCGAUGAACGCGGACCAUGCCCUGGACUCAAUGCUCUCGCAAACCAUGGAUAUCUCCCUCGAAGCGAAUUUGCAACGCUGCCACAGUUCAUCGCCGCCGCCACUUCGGUGUAUGGCAUGGGUAUUGGCCUUGCGACUAUCCUCGCUGCCUACGGUGGCCUCUUCGAUGGCAUCGUCGUUGGGUGGUCGAUUGGAGGAAAAGAGUUCACGGGCAUCGCGGGAUCCCACAAUAAUUACGAAGGUGACAGCUCGCCAACAAGAGGAGAUCUAUAUCAACACGGCACCAAUUCAGAUUUGAUCCUGUCGCAAUUCAAAGAGCUUCUCGACCGACAGCCAGAUCCCGCAACGGCCAACUACAACACCGAUGUGAUUGUUGAGCAUCGUGCUGUGCGCUACAAUAAAAUUGUGGCCAAGAUCCCAUGGUUCUACUAUGGACCCUUUACAUCAUUCUUCUCGAACCACAGCACCGAGUUCCCAGAAGGCAUCCUCAUCCAAGACGUCAUCAAAUCCUUUUUCGCAAUCUCCGGAAAUAACGAUAACCUCAAAUGGUAUCGCAGAGCCAUGAAUGACCCUUACUCCUUCUCCCGCGCCGGCGAAGAUGUCAAUAAGAUCAGUACGACGAGGUAUCCAUAUACGACCCCAACGGGCUGCAAUAUGGGCACGGUCAAUUCGUUCACCCCGCUGGACACUUUCAACACGAGCUUGGCGGAAUACGAUUUCAGCAAGCCGACAGAUUCGGUCUGCUAUGCUAUCGCACUUGUUGGCACUGUGCUUGACAACUUCCCGCUUGUAAGUGUGCUGGACGCCCUGCUACUCCUACCGUUUCAGAAUGCCCUAGACUGCCCUACGCUGCCGGCAGUCGAUCAAUCUGUUGGCAAGGCAUGUCCGGGCUACUCAUUCAGAGGAGGCCCAACGGCGCCGAUUGCACCUGGCGCGAUACCAUAG
Fulvia fulva is the source of this 1170-nucleotide messenger RNA. RefSeq names its product Dothistromin biosynthesis peroxidase dotB. Gene Ontology annotation, molecular function: peroxidase activity. NCBI's taxonomy places the organism in Eukaryota, Fungi, Ascomycota, Dothideomycetes, Mycosphaerellales, Mycosphaerellaceae. Bases 1 to 1170 code for a protein of 389 amino acids. The transcript has 5 exons. The record is from RefSeq and is a predicted model, not a curated record.